This is a messenger RNA of Durusdinium trenchii, 1695 nucleotides long. The record is from the annotation of a GenBank genome assembly. Lineage: Eukaryota; Dinophyceae; Suessiales; Symbiodiniaceae.
AUGCAAAGCCUGUGGUCACUGAGAUCGCAGAGAGGCCUCACGCGAAGCCAGGUGGUUGAUGUGCAACGUGGGCGCGAUGGGCGUCGCUUCGAAGACUUGCUGCAAAAGGUAAGGCAAAGUGAUUUGGAAACAGACCUCAUCAGCUACGGCAUUCUCAUCAACGCAUGUGAGAAGGGCAACGACUGGCAACAGGCCAUGGGGCUGCUGGAAAGGAUGUCGAAGCAUGGCAUCUUUCCGGACGAGUUGAGCUACAAUUGCGCCAUCCGCGCCCUUCGAAGCUGCAGCGGAUGGCCUUGUGCUUCGAGCUCUCUUUAUCACAUGAAGACCCGGUCGGUGCAGCCAUCCCAAGCCAGCUACAAUGCAUUGAUAUCGACUUGUGGCUGGCAAGAGGCAAUGAAGACCGUGGACGAAGCGAUCACCCACAACAUCCCACUGGCUGCGCAGGGCUUCAACAGUGCCAUGGGUCCAUCGACACCCUGGCAACGGUCCAUUGGACUGGUCAAGGAGCUUCCUCGGAAGCAGGUGCAAGUGGACCGGAUCACCUACAACUCGAUCAGCCAGGCACUACCGGACGUCGACAUCUCUCGGUGGCCCACUGCUUUGGAGCUCCUCAGCAUCUCCAUGCAGCGCACGCUGCGCCCUGGGGGAGCGGCCUUCUGUGUGACCGUCACAGCCUGCAGCAAAGACUUUGCAGCUUGGCAGUUCACUUUGGCGCUGCUGGGCACCGCCGAGACGUCGGCCUUGCUGGAUCUGCGGAUCUUCACCACGGCGCUCAGCGCCGUCCACUGGACCAUCGCUUUGUGCCUUUUCAGGGAGAUGAAGCAGAAGAUCACGCCUGAUGUGGUGUGCUACAACUCCUUGAUUGGUGCCUGCGAACAAGGGAGCGCUUGGCAGGUGGCGUUGGAGCUGUAUCGUGAAGCACGGAGCGGUUCAGCGGAUCGCACUGGACACGCCAAUGAGAUGACCUUCAACAUGGCCUCCUCGGCUUGUCAGCGCUGCAGCCGUUGGGAGAUGGCACUGGAAAUAUUUCAAGGUCUUGGAGCACAUGCGCUCGAAGCCAACCUGGUGAGCUGGAACACUGCCAUGAUCAGCUGCCAACGGGGCCACUGGUUCUUUGCCUUUCACCUGCUGAACACCAUGGCGCUGGUGCCUGAUGAGAUCAGCAGCUCUUCUUCCAUCACGUGUUGCGCUCGAGCAAACCAAUGGACAGUCUCCUUGAAUCUACUUGGGCAGAUGCUGGAGCGACGGAUCGAGACCCGGCGGCCGCCGCGGCUGUCGCCCGUGACGUUCAACGCGGCCCUGGCGGCCUUUGACAGCUUUCAGUGGAGGUGGCCAUUGCACUUGCUGCAAGCCAUGAAAUCUUUGGGCACCCGCCCAGAUCUCAUCAGUCACAGCUGUACCGCCAUCGCCACGGCUGUGGUCAAAUGGCCGUUGGCAGCCAGCUUGUUGGAAGGCGGCCUCAGCGACGCCAGUGGCCCCGUGGUGGCGAUGGCCUUGGGUGAUGCUUCGGAAUGGCACCAGGUCUUCGAGCUGAUCUCCAAGAUGACUUUCCGUGAAGACAAUAUCUCCGGCACCUCCCCGCUUGGCUCGACAGCGCUGGUGGAUCGGGCCAUCGAGUUGGCACCCGGCACGGUGGUGGCACAGAAGAUGUUGAAGGAUGUAUCCACUAGGAGUUUCCAUGGACUUUCGAGAUGA